Molecule: messenger RNA, 1656 nt
Organism: Musa acuminata subsp. malaccensis (wild Malaysian banana)
Lineage: Eukaryota; Viridiplantae; Streptophyta; Magnoliopsida; Zingiberales; Musaceae
Product: receptor-like protein 51
Molecular function (GO): protein binding
Source: RefSeq, a predicted model, not a curated record
GGGAGAAAAAGGCAACGGUCUUUUCGCUUCAGUCAUCUCUCUCUCUCUCUCUCACAAACACAUACUGUGACGCUCUCGCCUUCUCUCUCUGUGAGCUCAAAUGGAUCGUUGCUCGGCAGCUCUUUCCAUAGUGCUCGCCCUGCUCUCGGCCUACACUUGGACAGGCGGCGAUGCUGCCCCACCGUCCCCGUCGCCGACCGCCGCUCGCGGCUCCACGCUCGACCCCCGCCAGCUCACGGCGCUCCAGUCCAUGGGGUUUCCCACCGUCGGCGACCCAUGCGCCGCCCCCUCCCCCCGCGACAACGCCACCGCCUGCGACGACGAUGCCCCCUUCCGUCACCUCGUCUCCCUCCGCCUCACCAACUGCUCCCCGGACCUCGACCUCACCACCACCGCUCUCUAUGCCCUCUCCACCCUCCGCUCCCUCGCCUUCCUCCGCUGCCCCAUCCCCGCCCCGAGGCACUUCCCGAGCGACCUCGUCGCCUCUCUUCGCUCCUUCUCCUGCGCCGCGUCCCUCCGCCGCCUUACCGGCGUCUGGCUCUCUCGCCUCCAGAACCUCACCGACCUCACCGUCAUCGGCGUUCCCGUGGCCGCCAGCGGCCCUGCCAUCAUCCUCUCUCACAUGCGCCACCUCCGUUCCGCCAGCAUCGCCUCCACGAACCUCUCCGGCAGCGUCCCCCACCACUGGCACGCUCUCGACCUCGUCCACCUCAACCUUUCCUCCAACCACCUCAAGGGCCCCGUCCCGAGCUCCAUCUCCGUGCUUGGCUCCCUCCAGACCCUCGACCUCAGCUCCAAUGCGCUCACCGGAACCCUCCCCGACUCCAUCGGCGACCUCGCCGCCCUCAAAAGCGCAUCUUUCGCCCACAAUUCGCUGUCCGGACCCAUCCCCGUCUCAAUGUCGCAGCUCACGCUGCUCGUCCACCUGGAUCUGAGCUCGAAUCAGUUCAACGGAAGCAUUCCAAGGUCGCUAUCCAAGUUGAAAGGCUUAAAGUUCCUGAACUUAGAGAACAACAACUUCCAGGGAGUGCUCCCCUUCGAUGCGUCCUUCCUGCAAAAGCUCGAGGUCUUUAAGGUGGGCGGCAACAGCAACCUCUGCUACAACCACACUCUGCUUUCUCACAAGCUCAAGCUCGGCAUCGCCCCCUGCGACAAGUACGGGUUGCCAGUGUCGCCGCCCCCGGACCGCUCCACUCGGGCGGACACGUCUGACUACUCCGACAACGGCGGCGGCGACGACGUAGUUGCAGAUAGAAAGAGCAGCGGCGGAGGCCACCACGGGCCGAGCAAGCUUGUGCUUGGGGUGGCCAUUGGGCUGUCCUGCUUUGUUUUCUUGGUCAUCUUCCUCGUCUGCCUCUCCAAGCUAUGCGGCUGAAAGCACAAGAACGUCGAUCUCGGGUGCAAACUUUCCUCGUUAUUUACGAGUCUUUUCAAUCUAAUUCACCGAAGGUCGAAAAAGAAGAUGUCUUUGUCGAUGGUGAGAGUUUUGGAAGGAGAUGUUAGCUGGAGCACAUGUUUGCCACAUAGAUUUGUUUCCUGUUUGCAGAUUCGUUGCACUUCCUGAGUUAAUGAGGCGAACUGCUGGAGUUGUCCUUUCCAGUGUUUAUCACUACAUUUUGGUGCUUGCAACUAUUUAUAACAAUUUCCUUUCUUCCU